Diaporthe citri is the source of this 7593-nucleotide messenger RNA. RefSeq lists its product as uncharacterized. NCBI's taxonomy places the organism in Eukaryota, Fungi, Ascomycota, Sordariomycetes, Diaporthales, Diaporthaceae. The transcript has 8 exons. Gene Ontology annotation, molecular function: phosphopantetheine binding; fatty acid synthase activity. The record is from RefSeq and is a predicted model, not a curated record. Gene Ontology annotation, biological process: fatty acid biosynthetic process. The coding region runs from base 1 to 7593 and encodes 2530 amino acids.
AUGCAGAGCAACGCGGCACAAAGGUGGCUUUCUCAGAACCAGGGCGGGAAAUAUGACCUCGAGAAACGAUCAAGGCGUAUCGCAGUCCAUUUGGUGCGUGCUGGCAUAGGACGAGGACAAUUCGUAUCUAUUGUCCUGGGAAGAUGCCUCGAGGCCGUCGAGAGCGUACUCGCGAGCACGCGAGCAGGUGCGGUGGGCGUUCCCCUGGAUCCACGCUCGCCGUCCGCCGAACUGUCCAAUGUUCUGCACCACUGCGAAGCGCGUGCCAUCAUUACCGAUAGCCGCCACUUGAGCCAGGUGCGAGCCGCCGCUCAAGGAGGACGACGAUUAAUUAUCGUGGUGUCUCCACCAGAUGUUGCCGUUCCCGAAGGAGAUUCAGACUUUGUGCGGUAUCAAGACUGGGCCGACGAUGACGAGUGCACGACCUCAGAUGUCAACAUAGACGAGGACCUUGGGUUCGAGCCAGCUUUCCUGCACUACACAUCAGGGACGACAAGCUCACCCAAGGGGGUGCUAUCCAGCCAGCAAAGCUGGCUAUGGUCAGCCAACAGCUUUGCUUCGGCUUUCGGUUUGACAGAAGAGGACCAAUUAUUCUGGCCUCUUCCCUUGUUCCACUGCCUUGGCCAUGCGCUGUGUAUCGUCGCCACAGUAGUCGUGGGCGCCAGCGCACAUCUUACCGACCCCAACGCCACGCUCUUUGAUAGCCUCUUUUCCAAGCAGGCUCUGACAGCCACGAUAAUUGUCGGCGCACCCGCAUCCUACCACGAGAUUGUUGCCGCAGCAUCCACAUUGACAGCCUCGCUGGCUUUGUCCAGCUUGCGAGCGUGUAUGGUUGCUGGAUCCUCCACACCCGCAGAUCUAAGCGCCCAGGUCCAGGAAUUAUUCGGGGUCCCGCUCCUGAAUAACUAUGGGUGCACAGAAGCAUGUGGUGCCAUCGCUGUGAAUAAGCCAGGCGAUUUAUAUCGCGAAGAUUCAGUCGGAACAAUAGUCCCAGGCACGGAGGUGCAGCUGAUGGGCUCAAAUGGAAACAAAGUUGAUGGCAGCGAGGAAGGCGAGGUCUGGAUCCGCAGUCCCGGUCUUAUGAUCAGGUACCUUAAAGAGACCGAGACGCCAUUUACAGCAGAGGGCUGGUUUCCCACUGGAGACAUCGCACGCCGCUCGAAAACGGGAUCGGACCUGACUUUAGUUGGGCGGAUGAAAGAACUGAUCGUUCGAGGUGGUGAGAACAUCCAACCCAGCGAGCUGGAGCGGGUGCUGCUUCAAUGUCAUGGUGUCGCAGAUGUCGUUGUGGCAGGCAUCAAACAUCGCUUACUCGGGGAGACACCUGCCGCCUUUAUUGUGCACGAGAGGUACGGAACUGCACCUGACGGAGAAAAUGCUGUGGAACUCGACCCAUCGACGCUUCUGGCUGCGUGUCGAAAAUUCCUACCUGAAUGCAAGGUGCCCACAGCCUUCUAUGAGAUCGACGCUGUACCUCGAACUCUCCUAGGCAAACCGAGACGCUCGGCUUCCUUCGAGACCGACUAUCCAGCCUCACUGGGUUGGACCUCCCCACGACCCUCGUGUUUGACUACCCCCACCCCGGAAGCAGUGAGCGCAUAUCUUUACAGACGGCUGUUCGAGCCAGGAACACCAUCAUCUCUGCGAACACCAACACCAGAAUCUUCGAAUGUGGACAGUGGGGUCGAGCCAAUCGCCAUUGUGUCGAUGGCCUGUCGGUACCCUGGAGGUAUCUCAUCACCGGAGGAUCUGUGGCGUGUUGUAUCUGAGGGAGUGGAUGUGACCUCUGAAUUUCCAGAUGAUCGCGGCUGGAACCUCGACGCCCUGUAUAAUCCCGACCCCGACGCACCCGGCACCUCAACGACGCGGCGCGGCGCUUUUCUCGAGAACAUGGCCGAUUUUGACGCCGGGCUCUUCGGCAUGUCACCACGGGAGGCCCUUGCCACAGAUCCACAACAGAGGCUGUUGCUAGAGACGACAUGGGAAUUGGCGGAGCGAGGCGGCAUAGCUCCCUCAUCACUCCGUGGGAGUCAGACCGGGGUUUUUGUUGGAAUUAUGUAUGGCGACUAUGGAGACAACGGCAAAGAUAAUCACGGCCUAUCCGCGGACGGCCGGUGCCGCGCGUACUCCAGUGAUGCGGACGGCACCGGCUGGUCCGAAGGCGUGGGCCUCGUACUCCUCGAACGACUGCAAGACGCAAGGCGCAAUGGACAUGGCGUGCUCGGCGUGAUUCGUGGCUCUGCUGUAAAUUCGGACGGUGCUUCGAAUGGACUCACGGCGCCGAGCGGACCUGCGCAGCAGCAGGUCAUCCAGACAGCACUGGCUCAGGCGGGGCUGUCGCCGGCGGAUGUGGACGUCCUCGAAGGCCAUGGUACCGCAACACCUCUGGGAGAUCCUAUAGAGGUGCAGGCCUUGAUUUCAACUUAUGGGAACGGCGGCGAUGGCACGCGCCGCCCUGAAUCGAGGCCGUUGCUUCUGGGAUCGGUCAAGUCCAAUAUCGGACACACGCAAGCUGCGGCCGGUGUGGCAGGACUCAUCAAGAUGGUGCACGCCAUCCAAAAUGGCGUCGCUCCGGCUUCAUUGCACAUCACCGAGCCCUCAAGACAUAUCGAUUGGGAAGGCAGUGGCGUACAACUUCUCACCAAUGCCAAGCAGUGGCCAGUCAUUCCGUGCGAGAGGGAUGGGAUUCCAAGACCAAGACGUGCUGCAGUCUCAUCGUUUGGCAUAGGCGGUACAAACGCGCAUGUAAUCCUGGAGCAGCCUGUCGAGCAUGACAACGAACGAACGCAAGGUUUCUUUGGGAAUCCUACCCCUCCCACAACGCCGAUCAAGAGAAACUGGACGUUCCCAUGGCUUCUAUCUGGAGCAGACGAAGCUGCUUUACGUGCACAGGCGCAGGCGUUGCUGGCAUCGAAAACAGUUUGCAGCCAUGAUCCUUCUGACAUUGCGUUUUCCCUUGCAACCACACGAUCUACCCUUCGAUACAAAGCUGCAGUGACUCCUGCUCUGGGAGGCAACUAUGAGGCCGCACUCGCGUCAUUGGCCCAGGAUCAACCGCACCCCGAUGUUGUGACGGGAUCAGGAUUUUCAAAUGGACAAGCGAGCACCACCAAACCUCGCCUGGCAUUCCUGUUCUCCGGUCAGGGCGCCCGACUUCCCGGCAGGGCUGCACUGGAGGAGCUCUGUGCUGCCUUCCCCGUGUUCUCAGAUGCGUUCCGAGGGGCUUGCGAUGAACUGGACCCGCACCUGGAUAUGCCAUUGGAUUCAAUCUUGAGGAGAAACGAGGGAAGUGACAGUGUCGCUCACGUAGACCGCACCGACUUCGCCCAAGCUCUUCUCUUCGCAUUCGAGGUGGCCAUGUUCCGCCUUCUCGAGUCGUUCAAUAUCCACCCCGACUUCGUCACUGGCCAUUCCCUCGGAGAGAUUGCGGCAGCACGCGCCUCCGGGGCUCUAUCCCUCCGCGAGGCCGCCAUCAUCGUGACUGCAAGAGGCAAACUCAUGGCCGCUCUGCCUAGCAACGGUAUCAUGGUGAGCAUCUCCGCCAGCGAGGAUGAAGUUGCCGAGGAGCUAUCACGGCACAAGCAAGAACUGCGGGGUGGUCCAGUGACCAUUGCAGCUGUGAACUCAAAGAGCUCGGUCGUCGUGUCUGGCACGACAGAGGCUGUGAAGACAGUUGCAGACAGGUUUGAGGGCUUAGGACGAAGAGUCACCCAGUUGCGGAAUGUUAGGCAUGCCUUUCAUUCCCCGCUGAUGGAUCCAAUGCUGGCCAACCUUGAGGCAGAACUGACUCCAUUAAUGGAAGGUGGACGAAAAGCGACGAUUCCACUUGUUUCCAGCGUUACUGGCAGCCGAGCUGAAACAUCUCAGCUCAAGUCCACGGCACACUGGACUCGCCAUGUGCGCCAACCUGUUCGCUUCGCUGACGCCGUGGCCGACCUUCAAAAGGAAGGCGUCUCGGUAUUUGUUGAAGUUGGUCCGUCUGCAGUCCUCUCCACACAUGUGCCGGGCUCCAUCGCCACAUCCACCCAGGUCAACAAGCUGCUGGACACGCUGGGACAGCUCUGGGUGCGAGGCGUACAAAUUGACUGGCGAGCUGUCUUCAAAGACACUGAGGCAAAUCGUACGAUUGUUCCAGCCGCGGCGCUCACCGAACUAGCCUUGCGAGCCAGCAGGGAAUGCACCAGGACAGGCGAGUCGAUGAUACUGGAGGAGUUCACCUUUGUCGCCCCGCUGGAAUUGAACCCAAAGGAUGAUGCUGGGUUAGAUAUCCAGGUACUUAUGGGAGAGCCAGAAGAGCACGGAAUUCGGAGUGUCGACAUUUAUUCACGCCCCAAAGGGGGCCCGACACAACACGAAUGGACACGACACGCCACUGGUACCCUCAAGCUGGCGUCGCUGUCCAACACCGACGUCGAUGAACCCAUCGAUAACGCAGUGUCUAUUGGAGACGAAGAUGUAUGUGAGGGUGAAAAACAACUGGCAGAUGUUUCCAGAGCAUACGAUGUACUGGCAAGCGCGGGCAUCGGUUAUGGGCCAUCUUUCAAGCGCGUGCGUGCCGUCUGGCGUCCGCAUGCUGACGGUAAGGACAAUAACGAGCUGAGAGCAUAUAUCGACUGCCCUAAGAGCCAGAGCCAGAAAUAUGCCCUGCACCCGGCCAUGCUCGAUGCCGCACUGCAUGCCUCCCUACUUGCAGCGCCAGACGCAGCUGCUGGCAAAAUCCGGCUGCCAUUCCUGCUCCGAGGUGUGCGAAUCUCUGCGGCCAGUGGCACUGGCCCAGUUAUAGCACGAAUACGCGAGCUUGGGGAGAAUAAAUUCUCUGUAACCAUCACAGACAAGUCGACGGGCGCGCUGAUCGCUGAGGUGUCUGAAGUAGUCACCCGCUCCAGGACAGGGCCAGCUGCUGCUGGCCCUGCAACAGGCGAUCUUUACCGCCUUGAAUGGAUCAGACCAGCCCAGGUCAACACCAGGGGAGAGUCGACGGCCUCCCCACAUCAAGCCGAUGAGCUAUACCGAGUCCGUGGCGCUCGCGACGAUGGAAGGAUAGCAAGCAAAGACAUGAUUCAGAACGGUGUCCACGAGGCUGUCGCCCAAGUGCUUGGUGUGAUACGGAAGUGGAGUGCCGAAAACGCAUACGAUGGCGGACGCCUCGUCGUCUUGACCGAGAAUGCGUCAGGAGACUCUGAUCCAGACCUUGUUUCUGCUGCCGUAUGGGGUUUUGCCCGCUCUGCGCAAGCAGAGUUGAGCGGGGGCCGGAUCGUGCUCGUCGACUUGGACGGGUCCCCCGAAUCAGAAGCCGCUUUAUUGCCGGCGCUCUCCUCCACGGAGGAAGUCUUUGCCAUGAGAAGGGGAAAAGUCAUGAUUCCAAGGCUGAACAAAAUCCCCCUGGCCGCAACUCAGGCACUGAUAUCACCAGAGACUUCUGCUUCCGCUUCAACGCUCGAUGUCAGCGGAACUGUAUUGAUCACGGGCGGAACGGGAGGACUAGGUGCUCUGCUCAGUCAACAUGUCGCCCGUGUCUACGGAGCAAAAUCUCUGCUCCUGGUGAGUCGUUCAGGCAUGAAGGCGCCAGAAGCGCCCAAGCUGCACGACUACCUAUGCAAUGCAGGCGUAGUCGUGCAAAUUGAGGAAUGCGAUUGCAGCGACCGCGAGCAACUGGCCACACUCUUCGGAAAUAACAGCAGCCAAGGCCGCCCGCCCGUCAGCGCAAUCAUCCACUGCGCAGGCGUAGUAGACGACGCAGUCCUGAGCUCCCAGACCCCAGAACGAGUAUCGCGUGUCCUCCGUCCAAAGGUUGACGCCGCCUGGCUCCUGCAUGAGCUCGCACCAGCGACGGUCCGGUCAUUCGUACUGUUCUCGUCAUUCGUGGGCAUCCUUGGAAACGAGGGCCAGGCUGCCUACACCGCAGGCAACACUUUCCUCGACGCGCUGGCCCGGCUUCGCGUUUCCCGUGGGCUGCCCGCCUUGUCGCUGGCAUGGGGCCCUUGGCUGAACGAGGUCGGGAUGGCCGCUGAGAACAGAUUGAAGGCGCACAAUCCCCGGCUCGGUAAUGCGAAGCCGCUUGGGGACCGGCAAGGACUACAAUUGUUUGAUAUGGCGAUGCAGAGGUCGACUCCACCACAGCCGGUCAUGGCGCCGCUGCUCGUUGAGGGACCACUCCCACUGAUGUCAGCGGGUACCGGUACGGCAUCUAAAACGAAGUUAUCCAGCCAGAGCGGUGCGGCGAAGUGGCUUACAAAGCUUGAAGAAAUGCCACCGGAGAAGCGUGAUGAUGAACUGUUGAGCCUGGUGACAGGUGAGGUCGCUGCGGUGCUUGGAUAUCCGGACCAAAAUCUACCGGAUCGACCACUGGCAGACCUUGGCUUCGACUCCUCCACGUCAGUCCUGCUCAGCAAUAGGUUACGGAGAUUCAUGGGAUUGCUUGAUCUUCCCGUUACACUGGCACUCGAUUAUGAAACGCUUCCAGCAAUGGUGCAGUACCUGGCCGGUCGGCUAGACAUUGCUCGGCUCGGUAUAGAACCAGAAGCUGAGGCUCGGAUUCAGGGCCCUACCACCGAGGAGGAUAUCGCAGCCACAUCACCAAAAUCCGCCACGGAUGAACACGACACGGAAUAUACCACAGAUGACAAGCAAGAACAAGAGAAUAAUCACGUUUCCAUUGGGGAAUUCCGUGGGUUGACUGCACUUUACACGCGGCUGUGCAAGCUCCAGCAGUACACUGCAGCAGACGGACUCCUGGGAUGCGCCUCCUGCGCACUGCCGAAGUUCAGAAUUGGACAGAACAUGGCGAGUUUCGCGGCGGCUCCCCAGCGACUCACGAAUGGUGCCUCAGGUUCUCCCAGUCUGCCUUUGCCGCUGGUAUUUCUCCCGUCUUUUCUUCCGCCCAUUGUUGCCAAGGGAUUCAGGGGCAGUGCUUACAGUGCACUGGCAAGUGAGAUGAAGGGAGAGAGGGACGUCUUCGAGCUCCCACAUCCAGAAGGGCUGGCUGUGCCGCAGGACCUUGAAAGCCUUGCUGCUGUGCAUGUGAGCACUAUACAAGAGCACUUUGCGGGCCCGAUUGUACUCGCUGGUUAUUCUGCCGGGGGCGUCGUUGCACACGCCGUGGCUACCAGACUGUCCGAAGAAUGCCAUAGUGGAAAAGGAAGCAGGGUCCAGCUGGCAGGGUUGGCCCUGAUUGACACAUACCUCAACAUGGCGGGGAGAGAAGAUCCAGAAUGGCUGAACGCGCUACCAGCCGAGGCCCUCACGGCACGCAACGGAGGUCUCCUGCACAUGGUUGGAGACUCUGACCUGGCACUAGCCAAGGUCGGCGGGUAUUUUAAGACGCUCCAGAACUUGAAGCCUCGCCCUCUGCCUGUCGCGUUGCCCACGCUGUUCUUGCGGGCCCAGUACCCUACGUCUAACAUGCCCAAGGGCGAGGACGAAUGGCGGCCCUCUUGGCCAGGAGCUGAUGUCACCGUCGAUAUACCUGGAAGCCACCUAGAGCUCCUCGACAAACGCUGCGCACCAGCCUCCGCCGCUGAGAUUCGACAAUGGAUAGGGGAUGUGCUGUCUGAAGUCGGAUGGAGGCAACCUCACCAUGAAGUUCUCACAUGA